AUAGGAAGAAGACAGAUGGGACUUGUCGAUAAUAGAGACGAUUUGGAAACCUAAUCGUUUUGAUUUCUUAUUUCCUUCAAUAAAAUGCCAUCUUCAUUGAUUUCUUAUAAUUAAACACGUUUGAAGACAACAAAGAAUUUACAAAAUUAUAAAAAAGUAAAAAAAAAAUACGACAAAAUCGCCCAAUAAAAGUUUUUCAGCGAAACAAUUUGAGAUUACUUUUGGUUUAAAUCUCCGUACCCCACAGAAGCAAAGGAAAUUGCGAGCAUUGCUUAGUACGCCAGCGACGCCAAUAUAUGUCUUGCGGACGCGGUCAAGCGCAAGCCGAGUACUGAUUAUUUUGUGUAAAGCCGACGACGAUUUAUCUUAAGUCCGCAUUAAAGUGCUCUCCGCUGAGUGAGGUAGUCCGCGCCGCUUUCGCGAGCGAGUCCAAUCAGUUUGUGUGCGUCUUUCGAGCAACUCUGAUGAUGGCGAACUGUUGCUGGCUACGAUAUUUGGCUGCAUUAUUUAUAUUGACAAAUUGUCUGGUCUUUGCAUUGUUAUUGGAUUUACCCGCAUUCGAUCGGCAUGCAUUGCUUGCGGAGCGUGUGCGACUCUACGAGACAAUGCGCGCCAAUAUACUGGAGAAAGAGUCAAAUAAUCAAUUGGGCGGCCGCAUCGUGCUCAACGCCAAGGAGAGAGUCGCCAAUGAAUUGAUCAUGUUCGAGAAGAAACACGAACUGGAACGGGGUUUGCAUAAUUUGAGCAAUUUUCAGGUGUCACAACAUUUUUUCCGCUCUUUCACUAAAAUCAACAAUACGAUACUCUUUCAACGAUUGCGAGCGAUGCCAAAAGGUGGCGUCUUACAUGCACAUGAUAUGGCGUUGUGUAGCAGUGAUUAUUUGCUAAAGCUGACAUAUCGUGAGCAUCUAUGGGCUUGCGUCUCAAAGAGUGUAGAGAAAGAGUAUCAAAAAUUGCUCUUCUCUUUAAUGCAACCACAAGUUGAAGAGACUUGUGAGUGGGCGCUGUUGAGUGCGUUGCGCGCAGAGGAGCAGAGUGAUGUUGUUGAUAAGGAAUUGUUGGCACAGUUGACUAUGUAUCCGCAAGAAGAGUUUGAAAAUGAGGAUGCGGUUUGGAGACGAUUUCGUAGCAUUUUUCGUCUCGUUAUCGGGCUUUUGAGCUAUGCGCCGGUGUGGGAGCAGUAUAUAUAUCGCGCGUUGGAGGAAUUCCACGAGGAUGGUGUGCAGUAUUUGGAAAUACGUUCGGUCUUGCCGAUAUUAUACGAUCUGGUGGGUGGGAACUUUACCAUUUUGAAUACGACGCGCGCAAUGCGUAAUGCAGAUCUACGUUUUCGCGCUUCACAUUCAGAUUGGAUUGGCUCGCGCUUGAUUUAUGCGCCCACAAGAAGAGUGAGCGAUGCACGUUUUGCUGAGUAUUUGGGCAAUGCGCUGUUGCUCAAGUCCCACUUCCCGGACUAUUUCGCCGGCUUUGAUUUGGUCGGCUUUGAGGACGAAGGUCGUCCCCUACGUGAUUAUGCGGGCGAGCUUUUAUCGAUUCAAGGUGAAAUUGAUUUCUAUUUUCAUGCGGGCGAAACAAACUGGUAUGGCACAAACACCGAUGAAAAUCUACUGGAUGCCGUGCUGCUCGGCACAAAGCGCAUCGGCCACGGUCUAGCUCUGCUCAAGCAUCCCGAGGUGUUGCGUGCGGCGCGUUUACAAAAUAUCGCGCUUGAAGUCAAUCCGAUAUCGAAUCAGGUGCUGCAAUAUAUCGGCGAUUUACGCACACAUCCAGCUGCCGUACUUUUUUCCGACAACUAUCCUGUCGUUAUUGCUUCAGACGAUCCAUCGUUUUGGAAGGCCACACCGCUAACGCAUGACUUCUAUAUGGCUUUUAUGGUGAUCGCGUCGAGGAAAGCUGACUUGGGCUUGCUAAAGCAAUUGGCUCUGAACUCAAUAGCUUAUGGCGCUUUCAGUGCUAGUGAGCGUGUGGAGGCUUAUGAGAAAUGGAAUUUGAAAUGGGAGUCAUGGAUUGAUGAUAUAAAUUCUGAGAUGACUUCUUAAUAUAUGUAAAUUGAUGAUGAAAAACAUUUUGUAAAUAGAAAAUAAAUUUUAUUUUAAUUGCUUGAUA
This is a messenger RNA of Ceratitis capitata (Mediterranean fruit fly), 2106 nucleotides long. RefSeq names its product adenosine deaminase 2-A. Gene Ontology annotation, biological process: adenosine catabolic process; inosine biosynthetic process. The record is from RefSeq and is a predicted model, not a curated record. Bases 465 to 2039 code for a protein of 524 amino acids. Lineage: Eukaryota; Metazoa; Arthropoda; Insecta; Diptera; Tephritidae. The transcript is spliced from 3 exons. Gene Ontology annotation, molecular function: adenosine deaminase activity.